Indicator indicator is the source of this 7171-nucleotide messenger RNA. RefSeq names its product DOP1 leucine zipper like protein A (gene DOP1A). The coding region runs from base 1 to 7149 and encodes 2382 amino acids. Gene Ontology annotation, cellular component: trans-Golgi network; endosome. NCBI's taxonomy places the organism in Eukaryota, Metazoa, Chordata, Aves, Piciformes, Indicatoridae. The transcript is spliced from 35 exons. The record is from RefSeq and is a predicted model, not a curated record. Gene Ontology annotation, biological process: Golgi to endosome transport.
AUGAACACUGAGGAGCUGGAGUUACUGACUGAUUCCAAGUACAGAAACUAUGUAGCAGCUGUUGACAAAGCACUGAAGAACUUUGAAUAUUCCAGUGAAUGGGCAGAUUUGAUAUCAGCACUGGGAAAGCUAAACAAGGUGCUACAGAACAACGCGAAGUACCAGGUGGUGCCGAAGAAGCUGACUAUAGGCAAGCGCUUAGCGCAAUGCCUUCACCCAGCUCUGCCGGGAGGGGUUCAUCGCAAGGCACUUGAGACGUAUGAGAUCAUUUUCAAAAUCAUUGGACCCAAACGCUUGGCCAAAGAUCUUUUCCUCUACAGUUCUGGACUAUUCCCACUCCUUGCCAAUGCUGCGAUGUCUGUCAAGCCAACGUUAUUGAGUCUGUAUGAGAUUUAUUACCUCCCAUUAGGGAAAACACUGAAGCCAGGACUGCAAGGACUGCUAACUGGGAUUCUGCCUGGGUUAGAGGAGGGGUCAGAGUAUUAUGAGAGAACAAACACACUGCUGGAGAAGGUUGCCUCAGCCGUGGAUCAGUCAGCAUUCUACAGUGCGCUCUGGGGUAGCCUCCUCACCAGCCCUGCGGUUCGCUUGCCUGGCAUCACCUAUGUCCUCUCCCACCUAAACAGGAAGCUUUCAAUGGAGGACCAACUCUACAUAAUUGGCAGUGACAUUGAAUUAAUGGUGGAAGCAGUAAGCACAUCAGUGCAAGAUACCAGUGUUUUAGUACAGAGGAGCACGUUGGACCUUAUCCUUUUUUGUUUUCCUUUCCACAUGAGCCAGGCAACACGUCCAGACAUGAUCAGAAUUUUGUCAGCAGCCCUUCACGUAGUCCUCCGCAGGGAUAUGUCACUCAACCGAAGGCUUUAUGCAUGGCUUCUAGGACCCAGAAGUACAAGGCACAGUAAUCCUGAGGAGCAUGCUACCUACUAUUUCAACACCUUCUCUAAGGAGAUGUUAGUCCAGGCAAUGGUUGGAAUAUUACAAGUUAAUGGGCAUGGAGAAGAAAGCACAUUAAUGCAAGACUUAAAGCCUUUUCGAAUUCUUAUCAGUUUGCUGGAUAAGCCUGAACUAGGCCCUGCCAUUCUAGAGGAUGUGUUGAUUGAAGUGUUUCAGACAUUGUAUACACAGUGCAAAGCAGAACUGGAGCUUCAGGCAGAGCCUUCUUUCAACAAAGAUCACACACAGCUGAGCAGCAAACUGAGAGAAAACAAGAAAACAGCAGAACUGAUUAAAACUGCCAAUCUUCUCUUUAAUUCCUUUGAGCCUUAUUAUAUGUGGGAUUACAUCGCUCGUUGGUUUGAAGAAUGUUGUAGGAGGACAUUACAUGCCAGACUUCAAACUGGGCCUGGAGGUGGUAGUGAGCAGUCUGAGUUCCCCCUGACUAACUUCUGCUUGUUAGUGGAUUUUUUGUUGGAUAUAGUUUCUUUGCCUACUAGAAGUAUGAGAGUGCUGUGUCAGGAGACUUAUAUUGAAAUACAGACAGAACACUUGCCCCAGCUGUUGCUCAGGAUGAUUUCUGCCUUGACGAGCCAUCUGCACACUCUGCACUUGUCUGAGCUUACUGAUUCUCUCAGACUCUGCUCGAAGAUUCUUAGCAAAGUUCAACCUCCUUUGCUCUCUGCUGGUACAGAUGGUACCCUGCAGCUUCCUAGUGGGCACAGCAGCUCCAUCAAAGAAUGGGAAAACAAAAAGGUGCCAUCAGUUUCACUUGAAAAUCCUAGUGAUGUGUUUGAAGAUGGUGAGAAUCCUCCAAGCAGUCGAUCAUCAGAAAGUGGCUUCACUGAGUUUGUCCAAUACCAGGGAGAUACAUCUGACGACAUUGAUAGAGCACUGAACGAGGGCCACGGUGCCCCUGGCAUUCCUAUUGUGGGUAGUACAUCCUCAGAGACUGAGACAGCAUCAACUGUGGGAUCUGAGGAGACCAUUGUACAGCCUCCUUCCAUAAUGACACAGGGGACAGCAACUCGGAGCGGGAAAACGAUCCAAAAGACUGCAAUGCAGUGCUGCUUGGAGUACGUCCAGCAGUUUUUAACCAGAUUUAUUAACCUGUAUAUCCUUCAGAGUAAUUCCUUGUCUCAGCCCUUAGGGGCAGAGCUUCCAGCAGACUCUGCUAGAGAGCAGGGACAGACCACAAAAUGGGACAGAGAAUCACAGGUGGAUGCUAAGGUGAAGAAAGCAAACAAGAAAAAGCCACCGAAAGAAUACCUUCCUGCCUUCAUUGCUGCUUGUCAGCUGUAUCUUGAAUGUUCAAGCUUUCCUGUUUACAUUGCUGAAGGAAACCGCACUUCAGAGUUACAUCCUGGGAAGCCUGAAGUUGACUGUGAACAAGUGCAACCUCCUCUGUGGCUACAGACUUUAAUGAAUGCUUGCAAGCAAUCAAGCAAUUUCAGUGUUCAGGGUGUCACUAUUUCCCUUGUGAUGGACUUGGUUGGAUUGACUCAAUCUGUUGCUCUCGUCACUGGAGAGAAUGUGAACAGUGUGGAAACUGCUCAGCCUCUUAGCCCUAGCCAGGGAAGAGUUGCUGUGGUCAUCAGACCUCCUCUUACUCAAGGCAAUCUGAGAUACAUGGCUGAAAAGACAGAUUUCUUCAAGCACAUAGCUUUAACGCUUUGGGACCAGUUGGGUGAUGGAACUCCUCAGCAUCAUCAGAAGAGUGUGGAGCUCUUCUACCAGCUGCACAACCUCGUUCCAUCCUCUAGCAUUUGUGAAGAUGUUAUUAGUCAGCAGUUGACUCACAGAGACAAGAAAGUAAGAAUGGAAGCUCAUGCAAAGUUUGCAGUGCUGUGGCACCUCACCCGUGACCUUCAUAUUAACAAAUCUUCUUCCUUCAGCCGCACCUUUGACAGGUCUCUGUUUAUCAUGCUGGACAGCCUUAAUAGCUUGGAUGGUUCUACAUGGUCAGUAGGCCAAGCCUGGUUAAACCAAGUGCUUCAGAGGCAUGAUAUUGCAAGGGUUCUUGAACCUUUGCUCCUGCUACUUCUCCAUCCAAAAACUCAACGUGUUUCUGUUCAGCGAGUGCAGGCUGAAUGUUACUGGACUAAAUCUCCCUAUCACCCUGAAGAAGAAAAUGAAAAGCACUUUAUGCAGAAGUUUAGCUGUUCUGAUGGUAUCCAAGGACAACUUAUUAUACCUAAAGAAAGCAAUGAAAAACAGCUUGCUGUGGAUGAAAUGGAGAACUUCAGCCUGACUGUCAACCCUCUGAGUGACAGGCUUUCCUUGUUAAGUACCAGCAGUGAGACCAUACCUAUGGUUGUCUCUGAUUUUGACCUUCCUGACCAUCAAGUUGAAAUACUGCAGAGUUCUGACUCCGGUUGUUCUCAGUCAUCUACUGGAGACAACAUCAGUUGCGAAGUGGAAACAGAAAGCAUGAGUGCCCAGGAUAGCUCUCAGACUCUGAGAGAAGACUCACCUGAUGAAAUCGUGCAACAAGUAGUUACAGAUCUUAUAUGCAAAGUUGUAAGCAGUCUUGGAGAAGAGACUGAACCAGUUAAGCAUAAUCUGCACUCUGAGGAUACUUCGUGUAAAUUGAGUCCUUUAGAUAGCUGUGCAGAGGUGACAAACAGUGAAGAUCAAACUAUUCAAAGUAGCCAGAGCAGUUUGCUUAGUGACAGCUCCCAACUGCUGUCAGCCUCAACUGAGACUGGCCUUGAGAGCUUAAGAGAUGAAAUUUCACGAAAUAACUCUUCACCCUGUAUUGCAGAGAGCCAGCAGUCCCUCUCUGAUUUCACUCUUGCUUCCACCGAGUCAAAGUCCAGAAAGCGAAGCCACAGCAGCAUUCAGUUCAGCUUUAAAGGAAAGCCACCGGAGAAGCUGUCAGAAAAAGAAACCAUUGUUAAAGAGGCUGGCAAGCAACCAGGUGCAAAACCUAAGGUGAAAAUAGCAAAAAAGAAAGAUGAAGAGAAGAAGAAAGCUCAAACAGAAAAGCUUAAACAAACAAACGUCUUCUUUAGUGAUGGCCUUGAUCUAGAAAACUGGUACAGUUGUGGAGAAGGAGAGAUUUCAGAGAUAGAAAGUGAUGUGGGGUCUCCAGGAAUGCGGAAAUCUCCCAACUUCAAUAUCCAUCCCUUGUAUCAACACGUGCUGCUUUAUCUCCAGCUCUAUGACUCUUCCAGGACAUUGUAUGCUUUUUCUGCAAUUAAAGCAAUCCUGAAAACAAAUCCCUCAGCUUUUGUCAGCGCGAUCUCCACUACCAGUGUCAACAACGCAUACACUCCUCAGCUUUCCCUGCUCCAGAAUCUUCUAGCCAGGCAUCGAAUAUCUGUUAUGGGCAAGGAUUUCUACAGCCAUAUCCCAGUUGAUUCUAACCAUAACUUCCGGAGCUCUAUGUACAUAGAAAUCCUUAUCUCCUUGUGUUUGUACUACAUGAGGAGCCACUACCCGACCCACGUUAAAGUCACCUCACAAGAUCUCAUAGGAAACCGUAACAUGCAAAUGAUGAGCAUAGAAAUUCUGACACUUCUCUUUGCUGAGCUGGCAAAAGUCAUAGAAAGCUCUGCAAAGGGCUUUCCUAGUUUCAUUUCGGACAUGUUGUCCAAGUGCAAGGUUCAGAAGGUGAUCCUGCAUUGUCUGCUGUCUUCCAUCUUCAGUGCACAGAAGUGGCACAGCGAAAAGAUGUCUGGGAAGAACAUAGUGGCUGUAGAAGAAGGCUUCUCUGAGGACAGCCUCAUCAAUUUUUCUGAAGACGAAUUUGACAAUGGUAGCACUUUGCAGUCACAGCUCUUAAAAGUGCUGCAGCGGCUGAUUGUGCUGGAGCACAGCGUCAUGACUGUGCCCGAGGAAAACGAAACGGGCUUUGACUUUGUCAUCACAGACCUGGAGCACAUUGGUCCCCAGCAGCCCAUGACUUCUCUUCAGUACUUACAUUCCCAGCCCAUAACCUGCCAAGGGAUGUUUCUCUGCGCAGUGAUACGAGCUUUACACCAGCACUGUGCCUGUAAAAUGCAUCCCCAGUGGAUUGGCCUUAUCACUUCUACGUUGCCUUACAUGGGAAAAGUUCUUCAAAGGGUGGUUGUGUCAGUGACUCUUCAGCUCUGCAGGAACUUGGAUAAUUUAAUUCAGCAGUAUAAAUAUGAAACAGGAUUAUCUGAUAAUAGGCCUCUCUGGAUGGCAUCAGUCACCCCUCCAGAUAUGAUUCUUACUUUAUUAGAAGGGAUCACAACAAUAAUUCAUUACUGCCUCCUGGAUCCAUCUACGCAGUAUCAUCAGCUUUUGGUUAAUGUAGAUCAGAAGCACUUGAUUGAAGCACGGAAUGGGAUCCUGUCUAUCUUGCAUAUGAUCAUGUCUUCUGUAACUUUGCUGUGGAGCAUCCUUCACCUUGCAGAUUCUUCAGAGAAAACAGCUACUGCUGCUGCUGCAUCCAUUACCACUAUUAAUCUUGGAUCAACAAAGAAUUUGAGGCAGCAGAUUCUGGAACUCUUGGGUCCAAUCUCAAUGAACCACGGUGUUCACUUCAUGGCUGCCAUCGCGUUUGUGUGGAAUGAAAGGAGGCAAAAUAAAAAUACUUCUAGAACCAAGGUUAUUCCUGCAGCAGGUGAAGAGCAACUUCUACUGGUCGAGCUGGUUCGCUCUAUCAGUGUGAUGAGAACAGAGACUGUUAUACAAACAGUGAAGGAAGUUCUGAAGCAGCCUCCAGCCAUAGCAAAGGACAAGGACCAAUGGCAUCCUGGGGUGCCAUCGACCAAGAGUGACCCGCCGGGCUCGGGCUUUACAUUCACCAUCAAUCACGAUGCGCCCAGCAGCCACUAUAUAGUUGUACCAGCUGGAACUUCAAACAUAACUCCAUCUGUUUAUAGUGUCCAUGCAUUGACCUUACUUUCUGAGGUUUUGGCUCACCUCUUGGACAUGGUUUUCUACAGUGAUGAAAAAGAGAGGGUUAUUCCUUUGCUUGUAAAUAUCAUGCACUACGUUGUUCCCUACCUCCGUAAUCACAGUGCUCACAAUGCAUCCAGCUAUCGAGCCUGUGUCCAGCUGUUAAGCAGUCUGAGUGGGUAUCAGUAUACAAGGAGAGCAUGGAAGAAGGAAGCAUUUGACCUCUUUAUGGAUUCCAGUUUCUUCCAGAUGGAUGCUUCCUGUGUUAACCAUUGGAGAGCUAUUAUGGAUAACUUGAUGACACAUGACAAAACCACAUUCAGAGAUUUGAUGACUCGAGUGGCUGUGGCUCAGAGCAGUUCCCUCAAUCUGUUUGCUAAUCGAGAUGUGGAGCUGGAGCAGCGUGCCAUGCUCCUCAAGAGGCUGGCUUUUGCAAUUUUUAGUAGUGAGAUAGACCAAUACCAGAAAUACCUUCCAGACAUACAAGAAAGGCUGGUAGAAAGUCUCCGUUUGCCACAGGUGCCCACCCUUCAUUCCCAAGUGUUCCUGUUUUUCAGAGUAUUGCUUUUAAGAAUGUCUCCACAGCACCUUACCUCACUCUGGCCAACCAUGAUCACUGAACUGGUACAAGUGUUUUUACUGAUGGAACAGGAGCUCACUGCUGAUGAAGACAUUUCCAGAACUUCUGGCCCAUCUGUUGCUGGUCUGGAGACAACCUACACAGGCGGCAAUGGUUUCUCCACGUCCUACAACAGCCAGAGGUGGUUGAACCUGUACUUGUCUGCUUGCAAAUUUCUGGACUUGGCCCUAGCUUUGCCAUCUGAAAACUUGCCUCAGUUUCAGAUGUAUCGUUGGGCUUUUAUUCCAGAGGCAUCAGAUGAUUCAGGCUUGGAAGUCCGAAGGCAGGGGACACACCAGAGGGAAUUCAAACCAUACGUGGUGCGGCUAGCAAAGCUGCUGAGGAAAAAAGCCAAGGACAAACAGGAGGACUUUAAGACGGUGGUUUUGGAGGGAAUGGAGAUGGCCAAGCAUCAGAAAAACCCAGAGGAGGACAGCUCAGGGAAAACACUAAGUUGGGAACCAGGUCACUUGCUUUUAACCAUCUACACUGUUCGCAGCAUCGAGCAGCUUUUGCCUUUCUUCAACGUCCUCAGUCAAGUUUUUAACAGCAAAGUGACCAGCAGAUGCGUUGGACACUCAGGGAGCCCUGUCCUUUACCCCAACUGUUUUCCAAGUAAGGACAUAAAAAUGGAGAACCUCAAGACCUUCUCCAGCAAAGCAAGACAAAAGAUAGAAGAAAUGGUUGAGAAGGAUUUUCUGGAAGGCAUCAUAAAAACAUAAACCAAACCGGUACGGCUCAGCU